AUGGCGGUGGUGGGCGCCGCGCAUGGUAUGCUGGGUCCGCUGCUGGGGAAGCUCGCCGAGCUGCUCGCCGGCCAAUUCGGCCGCCUGCGAGGCAUCCGCAAGGACAUCCUCUCCCUCCAGGCCGAGCUGACCAGCAUGCACGCGGCGCUCCAGGAGUACACAAUGCUCGAAGAUCCGGGCGUCCAGGUGAAGGCCUGGAUAUCGCUGCUCAGGGAGCUGGCCUAUGAUACCGAGGAUUGCAUCGACAAGUUCAUCCGCCACCUCAGCAAACAUGGGCGUCGCGGCGGCUUCAAGGAGCUCUUCCGCAGGGCCGUUCACUCACUCAAGACGCUCGAUUCUCGCUGCGGGAUCGCCGACCAGAUCGAGGAGCUCAAGGCCCGCAUCAAGCAUGUGAAGGAGCUCAAGGUAGUUACAAGCUGA
This is a messenger RNA of Triticum turgidum subsp. durum (durum wheat), 420 nucleotides long. The record is from the annotation of a GenBank genome assembly. NCBI's taxonomy places the organism in Eukaryota, Viridiplantae, Streptophyta, Magnoliopsida, Poales, Poaceae.